Messenger RNA from Cucurbita maxima (winter squash), 2989 nucleotides. RefSeq names its product putative pentatricopeptide repeat-containing protein At2g01510. The transcript has a single exon. NCBI's taxonomy places the organism in Eukaryota, Viridiplantae, Streptophyta, Magnoliopsida, Cucurbitales, Cucurbitaceae. Bases 506 to 2956 code for a protein of 816 amino acids. The record is from RefSeq and is a predicted model, not a curated record. Gene Ontology annotation, biological process: RNA modification. Gene Ontology annotation, molecular function: zinc ion binding; RNA binding; protein binding.
AGAACCGCGCCACUCAUUUCCUUCCAUUGGAGCAAAGUUUUCGCGCCUUCGUUCAACUCCAUCUUCAACUCCGCUCAAUCUUAUUCCAAUCACUUCCAGUUCCAAUCUACUUUUGAAUCAAGUUUUUUUUCACUUCGAGAAGCUCUGAAGACGGCAGUUUCUAAGUAGAAGACGCUAUAAUCAGUCAUUCAUUAGACUUCUCCAAAUUUAACGAAUCGCUGUCUCAACAAUUGGGAAAUGCUUAUUGUAAGACAUCUUCAGAUUGAAAGCCAUUUUCACUUGCCUCUUGCAGUUUUCAAUUAUCUUAUAGAGUUUUAGUUUGAAGAACAGGUAAGUCUGUUGAAGUUGGCUUUAAGAUUACCCAUUAGUUUCUUUAUAUGUUGCUGUUUUAAAUUUGAUUAGAUUGUAUGAGGUACACCAUUUAACGCUAAGGAAAUCUCGUUAGCUGGUGUUGAGCAUACAUAUGCGGCAUUUAAUUUCAUGGCUAUAUGGUAAUUGAAUUCCCAUGAAGCCAUAUAGAGCGGCUUUUGUUCAAAACCUUGUUCUAAGAAAUUCUCAAGCUCCAAAUCCAUCCUUGAAUGGUAAGCAUCUUAUCGAUGCUCACAGCGUCAAAACUGGCUUCAAUGCAAAUACAUGCCGCUCUAACUUUCAGGUCAACAAUUUUCUCCAGAGAGGGGAUAUUUUCCAUGCACAUCAGGUAUUUGAUCAAAUGCCUUGCAAGAACACGAUCUCUCUCAAUGUGAUGAUUUCUGGUUACCUUAAGUUUGGGAACUUAUCUAAAGCUAGAGAGUUGUUUGAUGGCAUGGUGGAACGUACGGCAGUGUCGUGGACGAUUUUGAUUGGUGGCUAUUUGCAAUCUAAUCAAUCUAAAGAAGCGUGUAGGCUUUAUGCUGAUAUGAGAAGGGGAGGGACAGAACCAGAUUAUGUGACUCUAGUGACUUUGUUAUCAGGCUGUAGUGAAUUGGAAACUAACAAUGUGAUUGUUCAAAUCCACACCCAUGUCAUUAAACUUGGAUAUGAGUGCAACAUCAUGGUGUGCAACUCGUUGGUUGAUGCUUAUUGCAAAACCCAUUGCUUAUAUUUGGCCUCCCAGCUCUUCAAGCAGAUGUUAAUCAAAGACACAGUGACCUUCAAUGCAUUAAUGACCGGUUACUCAAAUGAGGGAUCAAGUGAAGAAGCAAUAAAGCUCUUUCUUGAGCUACAGAAUAGUGGAAUAAAGCCUUCAGAAUUUACAUUUGCAGCCCUCCUAUGUAGUGCUGUUGGUCUAGAUGACACAAAUUUUGGACAACAAGUUCAUGGUCUUAUUAUCAAGACCAACUUCGUUUGGAAUGUGUUUGUGGGAAAUGCAUUACUAGAUUUCUACUCAAAGCACGACCGAGUGGAUUUGGCAGGGAAGCUUUUUCAUGAGAUGCCAGAGUUGGAUGGAAUAUCAUAUAAUGUAGUCAUCACAGGCCAUGCUUGGAAUGGGCAAUUCGAAGUAUCUUUUGAUCUUUUUAAGCAAUUACAAUUUACUAGAUUUGACCGGAGGCAAUUCCCUUUUGCAACACUAUUAAGCAUAGCUACAAAUACUCUUAAUUUGAGAAUUGGUAGGCAAAUUCAUUGUCAGGCAAUUGCAGUUGGAGCAUAUCUAGACCCUGUGGUAGAAAAUUCUUUGGUUGACAUGUAUGCCAAAUGUGACAGAUAUGAGGAAGCUCUGAAGAUAUUUGAGAAUAUUACCUGCAAAAGUACAGUGCCAUGGACUGCAAUGAUCUCAGCCUACGUUCAGAAGGGAAGGUAUGAAGAAGGAAUAAAGGUAUUCAUUGACAUGCAAAGAACUGGUGUGCCUUCUGAUCAGGCAACCUUUGCUAGUAUCCUUAGAGCAUGUGCAAAUGUGGCUUCAAUUUGUUUGGGAAGACAAGUGCAUUCAUUGCUAAUUCGAUCAGGGUUUAUGUCCAAUGUAUAUUCUGGAAGUGCGUUGCUAGAUACAUAUGCAAAAUGUGGUUGCAUGAAAGAUGCAAUAAGAUCUUUUGGAGAGAUGCCUGAGAGGAAUUCUGUUUCAUGGAAUGCUUUAAUCUCAGCUUAUGCACAGAAUGGGAAUGUUGACGGAACACUUGAUUCAUUUCAGCAGAUGAUUCAAUCAGGUUAUAAGCCAGAUUCUGUUAGUUUUCUCAGCAUUCUGUCAGCUUGCAGUCACUGUGGUUUUGUUGAAGAAGCUCUUCGGCACUUCAACUCCAUGACUAAAAUUUAUGAAGUUACUCCAAAGAGAGAGCACUAUGCAUCAAUGGUCGAUGUAUUGUGCCGAAAUGGAAAAUUUGAUGAAGCUGAAAAGUUGAUGGCCCAAAUGCCAUUUGAGCCUGAUGAGAUUAUGUGGUCGUCGGUAUUAAACUCUUGCAGAAUUCAUAAGAAUCAUGAGUUGGCUAAGAAAGCAGCAGAUCAGCUUUUUAAUAUGGAAGAGCUUCGAGAUGCUGCUCCUUAUAUCAACAUGUCUAAUAUUUAUGCUGUAGCUGGUCAGUGGGACAAUGUUGCAAAGGUCAAGAAGGCGAUGAGGGACCGAGGGGUUAGAAAGGUCCCGGCUUAUAGUUGGGUUGAAAUUAAACAUCAGACUCAUGUAUUCUCAGCAAACGAUAAAUCCCAUCCUCAGAUGAAGAAGAUUUUGAGAAAGAUUGAUGCAUUGACGAAGCAGAUGGAGAAGAAAGGAUAUAAGCCAGACACAACUUGUGCCCUUCACGAUGUGGAUGAGGUUAUUAAGAUUGAGUCUCUUAAAUACCACAGUGAACGCUUAGCAAUUGCAUUUGCCCUACUCAACACACCAGAUGGGUCGCCAAUAGUGGUAAUGAAAAACUUGAGAGCUUGUACAGACUGUCAUGCUGCAAUCAAGGUGAUCUCGCAGAUUGUUGGAAGGGAAAUUGUUGUUAGAGAUUCAAGUAGGUUUCAUCAUUUUAAAGAUGGCUUUUGCUCCUGUGGGGAUUAUUGGUGACUACAAAAAUCUCUAAAUGAGAAGGCUAGAUUA